GCCACACCUCGUCACUAGUCUGGUUGAAAUCUAGUGCAUAGAUUUACAUGGAUGGCAAACCCUAACACUAACAAGAGGCCUCUAAAUGAACAAACAUGUCAUCAACAACUUCCAACCGAAGACAUCAUCUAACUCUGAUAGCUGCUCUUGGGGUUUUGUGUUCAGUGGUACUAUUUUUUGUUUACUUUCAACCCUCAUCUACUGCAUGUCCAUCUCGAUUAGAUGAUUUGCCAUUUUUGGCAAAGGGAGAUGUUUCCUCAUCUACCAAAAAGCCUGUGGAAAAGCCGCUUGUGUUGCUCUGGUUCUGGCCACUGGGUGUGAGAUGGAAUUUUGAAAUCUGCAAAACCCAUUUCAACAUCGAUAGCUGUGUUCUGACAGAUGACAGAUCCCUUUAUGACAAAGCAGAGGGAGUGGUGGUUUUUCACAGAGACAUCAGCUGGGACCUGAAGAACCUGCCUCAGUCUCCUCGUCCACAUUUUCAGAAAUGGAUCUGGUUUCAUGUGGAAUCACCAACAAAUACCGCCAGAAUACCAGGUCUGGAAAAUCUAUUUAACCUCACUUUGAGCUAUAGACGAGAUGCUGACAUCACAGUGCGAAAUGAAUUGACAACCGUGAAGACUGAAAAGGACAGUGAGUUUGUGCUGCCCAAGAAGGAUAAAUUGGUUUGUUGGAUUGUGAGCAACAACAAUCCUUCAACUGGGACAGGAACCAGAGCAAAGUACUAUCAAGAGUUGGUCAAACACAUCAAGAUACAUAUUUUUGGUGCUGCUUUUACAGGGAGUCGUUUGAAGUAUGAGGACUAUUACUCAACCCUUGCUAGCUGUAAAUUCUACCUUUCAUUUGAGAAUUCAAUCCACAGAGACUACAUCACAGAAAAGGUGAACGGACCACUUGUAGCAGGAACCAUACCAGUAGUCAUGGGCCCAACCAGAGAGAACUAUGAACAGUUUUUCCCAGCUGGUUCUUUCAUUCAUGUAAAUGACUUUACUAAUGCAAAGGCACUGGCUGACUUCCUCCUCCAAUUGGACAAGAAUGAUGAGAUGUAUAUAAGUUACUUCACCUGGAGGAGGUACCUUAAGGCCAAACCCCACCUCCUGACAAUGCAGGAAGAGUUUAUUCAACCUGUUUGUUUAGCCUGUGAAUACAUGGCAAGAGACAAAGGAUAUUACAAUGUUGUCCACAAUCUUUAUGAAUGGUACUUUGGCUGAGGGUUUAGCCAUAAUUUUGUAAGCACAGAAAAUAUCAUUUUAGCUUAGCUGCGUAAACGGAAUACAAUUUUAAAAGUGUACUCGAAUUUGGGGAUAUCUUGAUUGAAAAUAUGUGUAUCAAUUCAAUGGAUGGGCAUUCAAAGUUUUGGGGUAGAUUAAAAUAAAUAAAUUAUUAAAUGCUUUGGAAGCAGAAAACACUGUAAACCCAAAUGUGCUGUCAUUACUCAAAACUUUUAAGGAACCCAUUGCACUUGACAUUUUACUACAGUUGGCUAAAUCAGCUGAUCACACAGCUAUUCUUGGUAGUCUUAAACAAAUCUACGUUAAAACCAAACUAUACACCACACACACAUGGUUAUGGGCUUUAAAAAGAAGAAACCUGUUCCAUGUCAGAUAUAGAGUUUAAAUGUAUUACAUUUUCACUUUGAAUCUCAAGAUUACAUUUUAUAUUCAUCACAGGAGACUGAACUAUAAGGAAAUGGUUUGACACUGGAAUUAGUUUGACACGUUGUAGAGGGUCCAGAUUUGAGUUGUAUAAUUUUAUUGCCGUUUGUAUGACAUUUGAGUAAUGCCUCCAAUAUAAUUUCCCAGUGUGCCUAGUCUUUGAGUGAAUUGCAGAGUUACUGUACCACCCAUGCCUGUAUUUGUUCGUGACAGAGACAUGGUUGUUGAAUUCACUCAUUUUUAGUUGUGUGGGUGGCCUUCACUGAGUGAGUUCCUAGGCAAAUGUUGUCUUUAUAGUUCAACUCUUAAUGAUAAAACAUUACAGAUCCAGUAAGGCUUUAUUUUGAUGUCUCGUGAAAUUCCAGUAACUUUACCGCAUUUUCAAAACAAUCCUGGUUGAAGGAUUUUACUGGAAUCUUCCAACUGGGAUUCCUGAAAAACCUGUGAAAUGUACCAUCAUUUUGCAACCCCUCCUGCAUGUCACAUUGUGCUGGCUUGCAAAGUGACGUAUAACUCCUAUUGGAAUCCAGACAGAGUUAGGAUAUCUAUUAACCAUGUAAAUUGGAACCCAUUUCAGUAAUGAGUGCAAAAAAUCUAACGAAAUGAUUGGAUUAAUUUAGAAAAAUGUAUGUUAUUUAUGUGUAGCAUAAAUGUGUAGCAUAGCAUUAAUCCAUCAAUGACUCAAUGUACAUGCAAAAACACUUGUUUUAGUUUUGAGUUUGUGCUACAUAAACAUUUUAAUA
Molecule: messenger RNA, 2395 nt
Organism: Oncorhynchus gorbuscha (pink salmon)
Lineage: Eukaryota; Metazoa; Chordata; Actinopteri; Salmoniformes; Salmonidae
Product: 4-galactosyl-N-acetylglucosaminide 3-alpha-L-fucosyltransferase 9-like
Exons: 2
Coding region: 96-1208 (370 amino acids)
Cellular component (GO): membrane
Molecular function (GO): alpha-(1->3)-fucosyltransferase activity
Source: RefSeq, a predicted model, not a curated record